AUGAUCUAUCCGCUCGCCCUCACGACGAUCCUCGCUGCCACGGCCACCUUGACCCAUGGCUUGACCGUGCCCGGCUCCUCGUCCACCGGUGGCGGUUUUGGCUUGGGGGUCCUGCCGAGGCAGCAGAAGCAGGCCAAGUCGAGCUGCCUGAACUCAAACCUCAUCCAGAGCGCCAGCGCCCUCACCGGCCAGGAGCCCGGGACGGACGGGAUCAAGGCGGGACAGGCCAAGUCAGAGACCGACCCCAAUAACUUCAUCAACUUCUGCGAGGGCCAAACCAUCACCAAUGGGCAGCAGAUCACGGCCGGGUCCUGCAGCGGCGUGCCCCAGGGCAAGAUCCCCGCGCAGAAGAACAUGAUCUCGGCCAUGAUCACGAACCCGCAGCCCGGCACGACGGUCGAGGCCGGCAAGACGUUCAACGUGUCGGUGCAGACGACGCACCUCAAGGCCGGCGUCUUCGUCAACCCGACGACCAACUACUACACGGCGCCGCAGGACCUCGACAGCUCCGGCGACAUCAUCGGCCACUGCCACGUGACGAUCCAGGACAUCGGCUCCCUCAAGUCGACGACGCCGCCGGACCCGACCAAGUUCGCCUUCUUCAAGGGCAUCGACGACGACGGCAACGGCAAGGGACUACUGCAGGCCACGGUCGACGGGGGCUUGCCGGCGGGUACGUACCGCGUGUGCACCAUGAUCGCGGCGGCGAACCACCAGCCCGUCAUCAUGCCCGUCGCGCAGCGCGGCGCGCAGGACGACUGCACAAAGUUUGAGGUCACCGGCGGCGGCGGCGGCGGCGCGACGAAGGAUGCCGGUGCGGCGAAGGGGGCCGGCGCGGCGAAGGGGGCCGGCGACGCGACGAAGAAGGCCGGCGACGCGACGGCCACGAAGCCUAAGAAGAGCUGCGACGCCGCCAAGAAGAAGGAGAAGGAGAAGAAGAAGGGCGGAAACUGA
Colletotrichum higginsianum IMI 349063 is the source of this 954-nucleotide messenger RNA. RefSeq names its product Fungal transcriptional regulatory protein. The record is from RefSeq and is a predicted model, not a curated record. The transcript is spliced from 2 exons. Lineage: Eukaryota; Fungi; Ascomycota; Sordariomycetes; Glomerellales; Glomerellaceae. The coding region runs from base 1 to 954 and encodes 317 amino acids.